This is a messenger RNA of Pseudoliparis swirei, 2913 nucleotides long. RefSeq names its product major facilitator superfamily domain containing 11 (gene mfsd11). The coding region runs from base 287 to 1648 and encodes 453 amino acids. The transcript is spliced from 14 exons. The record is from RefSeq and is a predicted model, not a curated record. NCBI's taxonomy places the organism in Eukaryota, Metazoa, Chordata, Actinopteri, Perciformes, Liparidae.
UAAUUUCUCUGGGCUCAGUCAGCUGAUUCAGUCACAUGACCUGUAUAGUUUCGGGCCAGUCCUGUUUACUGGGAGCCGUGAAAGUUGUUCCCGAGGAUCUGUUUUCACACGAAGGGAACCGACGCGUUGAAGUUAGUAAGAACAUGAACAGCUGGUUGUAGCGGGACUUCCGGGAAAAGCCAACUAUGUUUGUGAAAACGCUCUGAGUCCGAAGAAGCGUCCGCCGCGUUGUUCAUUUAUUGUCUCUGCCUUCACUUCCUCACGGAGCCAACACACGCUGUGCAGGAUGAGUCCCGAGAGGAAGAAGCUGAUGAACAUCGUCAUCCUGGGCUUCGGCUUCAUGUUCAUGUUCACCGCCUUUCAGACAUGUGGCAACAUCGAGCAAACGGUCCUCAAGAGCUUCAACAGCACGGAGUUCCACGGGAGCGGAUACACCAGCAUGGCCAUCAUCUACGGGGUCUUCUCCGCCUCCAACAUGAUCGCCCCCUCAGUGGUGACUGUGAUUGGACCCCAGCUCUCCAUGUUCUUCAGUGGGCUUCUGUACAGCUGCUACAUCGCCAUGUUCAUCUACCCGUACACCUGGAGCUUCUACACCGCCUCGGUGCUGGUCGGAGUCGGAGCCGCAGUCCUGUGGACGGCUCAGGGCAACGUGCUGGCCAUCAACUCCUCUGACGGCACCAUUGGGAGGAACAGCGGCAUCUUCUGGGCGCUGCUGCAGUUCAGCUUGUUCUUUGGCAACCUCUACAUCUACUGUGCCUGGCACGGACACGCCCACAUAACCGACCAGGACCGGCAGACGGUCUUCAUCUCGCUCACAGUGAUCAGCCUGGUGGGCUGCUUCCUGUUCUUCCUGAUCCGGAAACCGGAUCCUGAACCGGCUCCUCCCGGGGCGGCGGAGGCGCCGCUGGAGGCCGAGUCCACCGACAGCUCCACCGGCAGCUCCUCUCGCCCAGGCCUCUGGUCACGUGCUCUGGAUGCGUUCGUGAAGGCGUGUAAGAUGUUCUCCUCCAAGGAGAUGCUGCUGCUGAGCGUCUCCAUCGGGUACACAGGUCUGGAGCUCACCUUCUACAGCGGCGUGUACGGGACGUGUAUCGGCGCCAUGACGCGCUUCGGCCACGACGCCAAGAGUCUGAUCGGCAUCUCUGGGAUCUGCAUCGGGAUUGGAGAGAUCUUAGGAGGGGGCGUGUUCGGGAUGCUCAACAAGUGCCGGUCCUUGGGGAGGAACCCGGUGGUCCUGCUCGGCCUCAUCACGCACUACGCCGCCUUCUUCCUCAUUUUCCUCAACAUCGCCGGCGACGCCCCCAUCGCCCCGGAGGAGGGCACGCACCUGCAGGGCUACAUCACCCCCAGUGUGGGCGUGGCCCUGCUCUGCAGCUUCCUGUUGGGUUUGGGUGACAGCUGCUUCAACACUCAGCUCCUGAGCAUAAUCGGCUUCAGGUUCAGAGACAACAGCGCUCCGGCCUUCGCCGUCUUCAAGUUCAUCCAGUCCAUCAUGGCCGCCUUGGCCUUCUUCUACAGCAACUACCUGCUGCUGCACUGGCAGCUGCUCAUCCUGGUGGUGGCCGGCUUCCUGGGCACCGUCACCUUCUUCCUGGCCGAGUGGAGGGCCGAGGCCAGCAGGAGGGAGUCCGACUACGACAGCAUCUGAGGAGGAGGAGGAGGAGGUAGAGGAGGAGGAUAAACUGACGUUACUGAGGUGUGAUGGAGGGAGCAUGGAGAAGCUGAUUGGAUGAGAGCAGCUGGAGUCUGAAGACACUUUACUGACAGAAUAACACGCUGAGUUAAAGUCUGGAGAGAUUUUCUAUAUUUUAUCUACGAAAAAGACCGAACACAAAAUGUAAUGAUCAGCGUUUCUAUUCAAACGCAUCAACGAGCCUCAGUGGGUGACACGCCCCUUUAUACACACUACAGCACCCAAUGGGUUUCAUCCGCCGAUGAAAGUAGUCCCGUCUCCUCCCGUGUGGUUUGAAGACGCAGACAGGAAGUGGGAAUGAUUUGAAGUGGAAGAAAUGACAGAUUUAUCCUGUAAAAGUUCUCAGACUCCAGCUGGUCCUCCAGCUGCAUCACAAGCGGGUCGGCCUCGCGACCUCACGGCGAGCGUCUACGACUCGCUGACGGCAGUGAAAAGGGAUUUUAUUUUAUCUUCGGGGCGGUUUCUCUUGCGGUUCCCUCGUGCUUUUAUUGGUUCGGUCCUCAUGAGGAGCAGCUGACGGCAGGAAGUCCCUCAUGUUGUUCAUCAGCUGGCUCCAAAGGCCAACCCAGAGGGAACGCCUUGUUUACUCUAAAGUAGUGACCGACACUCACAGCGGUGAGCUCCGUCUGGAAGGGGGUCUUCAGUGAUGUCAUAGUCUUGGAGGGGCGCUCCGGUGAUGUCAUAGUCUUGGAGGGGCACUCCGGUGAUGUCAUAGUCUUGAAGGGGCACUCCGGUGAUGUCAUAGUCUUGAAGGGGCUUGUUUCUGCGACGUCAGAAAAGACCAAUUUGACUUCAUCAAACGUCUUGAUAAUAAGACCAAAUAUCCCGGAGAUAUUCAGUUUUAAAAGCAUACGUGACCAUAAACACCGGUGGGUACCUGAAGGCCUCACCUGUCGACCACCGGAGGCCCUCGGCAUCGAACCUGUGACCCUUCUCUCGUUCCGAGCUGCUGUCGUCGGUUUGCAGUCACGCCGUUGUGAACGGAUCUGAUGUGAGACUUUAUGUGUCGUGGGAAACGAUAUCUGACAUGCUGGUGUUUCUGUUUGUUUACUUGUCAAUUAUGAAUCGCAGCACAUUAGUUAAUUUAUUGCUCUGCCGUCGGAUGUGAAGUGAAACGCUCGUGUGCUAUGAAGCUGAUUUUAUACGUGAAUGUGUCGUUAGGAUUGUCUCCCGGACUUUGGCUUGUUUUUAUUAUCAAUAAAAUAUUAUUUUGAACAUUA